Megalops cyprinoides (Indo-Pacific tarpon) is the source of this 4369-nucleotide messenger RNA. Its product is annotated as axin-2-like. The record is from RefSeq and is a predicted model, not a curated record. The coding region runs from base 546 to 3053 and encodes 835 amino acids. Lineage: Eukaryota; Metazoa; Chordata; Actinopteri; Elopiformes; Megalopidae. Gene Ontology annotation, biological process: negative regulation of canonical Wnt signaling pathway. The transcript has 15 exons.
AGCAGAAUGAGCACGAACACAGAGGGGAACUUGCCAAAUCUUCUCAGGUGGGUAGUUAACAUUCAUCUACGGUAAAGAAGCGUCUGGAUCAUCAGCAACCCAUCCCGCUCACCUGUUCUGUGGUGAUAGCGGAUCCGUAGUCCAGCAUCCACACAGACAUGGAGGGGUGCUCACAGCAGCAGAUCAAGGCAGAAGGACUGCUGCUAUUGGCUGCAGUCUACAAGGAGGACGAGAGGCGACAGAUCACCCGUGGUUUCCAUGGCACACAUAGGCUCCGCAAGGACAAGACGAGAAGUCCGCAGAGUGUGCAGAAUGGGCUGGACAGGGAGCAGCUGGAGGACCGGGAGCAGGUUACCCAGGAGAACAAGCUGAAGAUCAAGCGUCUGACACCUGUGGCCCUGAGACAAGAGCCGGAGGGCACCAUCUCUCUCCUCCAGUCACAGAGAGAAGAGCUGAGAAGCUCCCCUGCUGACUUAAGAGAGUGAGGAGAUUACAGUCAAGCUCAGAGGACGCGAACGGCACACAAGGAAACAGGAGCUGGAGUCAUGAGCAGGGCGCUUACGGACCACAUCAUCAGUAGCUUCAGAGAAGAUGCCCCUCGUCCACCGGUCCCGGGGGAAGAGGGAGAGGCGCCAUGCCACAAUCCCAGCAAAUUUGCCAUGAUGCGACCCCAGAAUAAGGCUAAAUCGGCUGCCGUCGUUCCUCCCGGUUCCACGCCGAGGAGAAACGAGGAUGGACUAGGGGAACCCGAGGGGAGCGCUUCUCCGGACUCGCCGCUUGCUCGGUGGACCAAGUCCUUGCAUUCUCUUUUGGGGGACCAAGACGGUGCUCAUCUUUUUCGGACAUUUCUGGAGCGGGAGAAAUGCGUAGACACUUUAGACUUUUGGUUCGCCUGCAAUGGUUUCAGACAGAUGGACCUCAAGGAUACCAAAACGCUACGAGUUGCCAAAGCUAUUUACAAACGGUACAUCGAAAACAACAGCAUCGUUGCAAAGCAGCUGAAGCCUGCGACUAAAACCUACAUAAGGGAUAGUAUUAAGAAGCAACAGAUAGACUCUGCGAUGUUUGACCAGGCACAGACCGAGAUCCAGUCAACAAUGGAGGAAAACGCAUACCAGAUGUUCUUAACUUCUGACAUAUACCUCGAAUACGUCCGUACUGGGUGUGAGAACCCUGCUUAUGUAAACCAUAACGGGCUUGGGAGUCUCAAGUUGAUGUGUGGGUACCUGCCCACGUUGAAUGAGGAAGAAGAGUGGAAUUGCAACGACUUGAAGGCUAAAGCUUUGGCGUCUGUGGUUGGGCUAUCUACAAAAACACUUCGGGCUACUGCGUCCAUGAGAACGGCGGAGGUGUUGGAGAAUGGGUACAGACCGCACAGACUCGGAGACCCGGCGAACCCCUAUCAUGUCAACUCCGGGUAUGUCUUUGCCCCUGCCACCAGCGCCAACGACAGCGAGGUCUCCAGUGACGCCAUGACGGACGACUCCAUGUCUAUGACGGACAGCAGCGUAGAUGGCAUCCCUCCGUACAAGCUGGGCAUCAAGAAGCAGCAGCAGCGAGAGAUGCACCGCAGCGUCAAGAUGAACGGCCAGGUGGCUCUCCCUCACUUCCCUAGGACCCACCGCCUGCCCAAGGAGAUGACCCCUGUGGAGCCCGCCGCCUUCGCCGCCGAGCUCAUCGCCCGGCUGGAGAAGCUGAAGAGGGAGCAGGAGACCAUGAGCUCGCUGGAGGAGCGGCUGCAGCAGAUUCAGGAGGAGGAGGAGAGGGAUGAGAGCGAGGUGCCAGGCAGUGCCCCCCUCCACGGCCCUCACCCCCUUGGUCUGCUGCCCUCGGGGUCCUGCGAGGAGGAUCCCCAGGCCAUCCUGGACGAGCACCUCUCCAGGGUCCUAAAGACCCCCGGCUGCCAGUCCCCAGGCGUGGUCCGCCACUCUCCCCGCUCCCGCUCCCCGGACCAGCAUCCCCUGCUGCACGGCGCCGUGACGACCAAGCCGCUGCCCGGCCCCGCCCUGGGCUCCUACCCUCUGGGCUGCGGGGUGGGCAAGGCCUUUGUGUCCAAGCAGGCCACCAAGCACAUCCACCACCACUACAUCCACCACCACGCCGGCCCCAAGACCAAGGAGCAGAUCGAGGUGGAGGCGGCCCAGCGCGUGCAAUGCCUCUGCCCUGGCUGCGCCGACUACUCCUCCUACCCCAAGUGUCGCAGCCACGGCAAGGACCAGUGCGGCAGCCCGGCCGAGUUCGCCCUGGGGCGUUCCGGCACUUUGUCCAAACGGCCGAGCAAGUCCAGCGAGGGGGCGACCCAGCUGAGCAGCGACGGCGGGGCGGUCAGCGGCGGCCCUCCGCAGCUCCCCUCGGAUGGCACCGACCGCUCCCAGAACGUGUGGCAGUGGAUCCUGGAGAGCGAGAGGCAGAGCAAACACAAGCCGCACAGCACUCAAGGCUUAAAGAAGGCAUACCCGAUGGACCCCUCCUCCAAGACGCUCCCGGGACGGGCCCACUCGUGGGGAGCGGCCGGUGGCAGUGGCCACCUCCGGCCUCACCAUCCUGCCCACCCUUUCAUCCAGGACCCCGCCAUGCCCCCCCUGCCCCCUCCCAACACCCUCGCCCAGCUCGAGGAGGCCUGCCGGAGACUGGAGGAGGUCUCCAAACCCCCCAAACAAAGGCAUUCAACGUCAAGCCUUCAAAGAGACAGGAGUCAUUCUGUGGCUUUCCAGAGUGGAAAUGCACCUCUAUCAAGUCCCGGGCUUCAAACAGAAGAGUCGAAAGAGCCAAAGAAGCAGGCUGGUGCCCACGGCGCGCUGGGCACUGAGCUGGUCGUCACCUACUUCUUCUGUGGAGAGGAGAUCCCCUAUCGGCGCAUGAUGAAGACGCACAGCCUAACGCUGGGCCACUUCAAAGAGCAGCUCCGCAAGAAAGGCAAUUACAGGUACUACUUCAAGAAGGCCAGUGAUGAGUUUGAGUGCGGGGCGGUGUUCGAGGAGGUGUGGGACGACGGGACGGUGCUGCCCAUGUACGAGGGAAAGAUCCUGGGCAAAGUGGAGAGGAUGGACUGAGAGCCCACAGGCUGACCAGUGCAAGAACCAAACCAAACUCUGUGGGGAAAUUCAGCCUCGCAUGGGAAGGAGCUGACUUUUGAAGAUGCCACAUUUAAAAACAAAAAAGAAAAAAAAAGGAAAAAAAAAGCUAAAUAAAAUUAAUAUAUCCAGCAGACCGCAGGCACAAGAAGCUAUUGAAGGAACACGAGCCAAUGAAGUACGGGGAGCCGGGAGCAAAGAGACCCCAGCCAAUGACUUUUUUUUUUUUUUUUUUAAACCAACCAGCCUUAGAAACACAAGGGAAUGGUAUUAGGGACGAGAGUGGAACCCUGUGCACAGCUCCACAGGGCUGAGAAGGACAGGAGAAACACUAUGAAUAUAACCACUGUUUGAAGAUGCAGAUGACUGUUUUGUUUGAAAGACUGCAGUGCACCAACGUAUGGCUUCCUGGCGAUUCGCGUAUGGACUGGCAUUGAACCUAAUGUUGUGCUACUGCUUUCUUUGUGCUUAUUUUAAAUGUUCAUACGUGUGCAUAUACAUACCUGCAUAUAUGUAUAUAUACAUGUAUUAUAUAAUGCUUUUGUCACGAUUAAAGUUUUAUAAAUAUUUAUUGAAAACUGUCGUUCCCCUCCUGCCCCCGCGUCCAGAAGAUGGACGAGCUGCUUUUCUGUAAUUGGGAGAAAACAACGGUGAUCUUUCCAAUGUUCUAAAUGCAAGGUCAGAGUCCGAGCCCCCAUGACAACCCUAGCUGUACCAGGAGUCUCUGGAGGUGAAUCUCUAGCCAGUGUCGUCUGCUCUAGGAAUCACCCGGUCUUAAUCAAUGCUGCUGUCUAUGGGUAUCCCUCAGUCUCUCUGUAGAACAGGAUUUCCAGUUUGAGCUCAUUCUUUUAUUUUGCGCCUAGUGCCUUUGUUUGUGGACCAGGCAUCGCACAGGAAAAGGAAUAAGAAAAAACAUUUAAGGAAAUGAAAAAAUUAAUAACCUGGAGCACAAGUCCUAACAUCGGACAACAGAACAAAAAAUGUGUUUACAUUGAAUAGAGCAAGCACACCAAAAUAAUCUAUAGCAAAACGAGUAUAGUUCUCUCUCCCAGAACAGUUACUGAUGUCUGACCAGGAAAGUGUUUCCAUUUCAGUCAAACAUACAUGCAACAUGUGUAAGAAAAUUCCCUCCAUGUUUGAAUUAUGUAGUACAACACUAAAAACAGAGCUCCUGUACAUAUUGUAAUUAUGCAUUGUAAACAAGAGAAAAGAAUACACUAUUGCUAGUGUUUUAUUAGUACAGCACCUGUGCCUACAUGGGACUCCAUACCAUGUUUUACCCUGAUUCAGGGUUU